Molecule: messenger RNA, 18112 nt
Organism: Mya arenaria
Lineage: Eukaryota; Metazoa; Mollusca; Bivalvia; Myida; Myidae
Exons: 105
Coding region: 77-17344 (5755 amino acids)
Biological process (GO): microtubule-based movement
Cellular component (GO): dynein complex
Molecular function (GO): dynein intermediate chain binding; dynein light intermediate chain binding; minus-end-directed microtubule motor activity
Source: RefSeq, a predicted model, not a curated record
GCCGAACGCUGAAGUAUGAUAAACAUUUUGUUUAUAAGUAUUUUAUGGUGAAGCAAAAAACGUAAAAAGAACAAAAAUGGAUGACAGAUUGAAAUGGCUGGAGACGAGGAUUAGUUCCUCAUUGCGGCCGAGAAAUGAAGAGCUCAAAAACAUGUUCUUCAAUGAUGAAAACAGACUGGCGUUUUAUGAGUUCAUCAACAACGAGGAUGUUCGGAGAAUGUUUGUGUUCAUCCGCCCCCCGAAGCAGAUUAUUGCAUCCCUCCAACCCCCCCAUGAUCUCAAGUACAAAUCCAUCUUCUUCCUCAAGUCCAACACCGGCACAAAAAUCACCAAGGACAAUAUCAUGGAUGAGGUGUUCUACAUUGACUGUACGAAUAUUCCCCUGGAGCACCUAGAGCUGGUGGUCCGAGAGGUUUACCUGCCACUAAUGUGCACAAACCAGUCUGUUAUGACCUCUACAGGCGGGGAUAAAGUCAUGGACGUCCUUCACAGACUUAUGUCAGCAGUGGAGAUUACACAGGGACAUGUGGAGGGUCGUAUCAUUCUGAGUCUGCCGUCCAUUGAGGUGUUGGCCGAGGCAGCGGCAGCUCCAAACAGACGCGGGGCUGUACUUCAUGUGCUGGAAACCACCGUCCUAGGCUGGAUCAAACAAAUCAAGGGUGUUCUGCGUCACGACCCAGUUCAGGACCUGUUUCAGCAUUUCGGUCCAGAACCAGGGCCUCUGGAUGAGAUAAAGAUGUGGGAACGGCAGCUUGGGCGGUUACACUCCAUCCUCAAACAGCUGGAGUCGGCAGUGGCCAAGGAUAUACUCAACAACCUAGAGCAAGCACAGAGCCAGUACGCUCACUCAUUCAGCCAUGUCAGGAAAGACGUGAACAAGGCAGUGAAAGAGACCAAUAGGAUCCUGAGUUUUCUGACCACAAUGCGCUGGCUUCUGACAGAGUUACACCAGGCUAUAGAGCCCCUGGAGAUGUUACGACUCUUCAAACCACUCACACAGGUUCUCUUCCUUGUCUGGUCCAACUCCACGUACUACCAUCAGAUUGACAAGUUCCACAACAUCCUACGUCUGAUGUCAAACGAGGUUGUCCACCGGGCCAUAGCUCUCGUUGGGGAAGAUAUACUCAGGGAACCACUUGAGUCAUACACAAAGUUGAAGGAGGCCUUACGUGUGUGUGCUGGAUUCCGGGGAACAUACCUCGACUUCAAAGACAAGGCUGAUGACCAGAAUGCCAAAAACAUUGCUGAGAAUGCCGAAAGGCUAGCAUCCCGCCCCCAAGCAGGCACAAUCUUCCUCACGAAGAUGUAUGGGCCGCAUGCGUUCACACCGCGGUAUGGUUUACGCAGUGGAGAUGAUGCCAGUGAUGGAGGAAUGUACGAGGAUGAACUGUGGACCGAUAGCCCCUGGCCUCCCAGGAAUGCACCAUGCUUCGACCUGCUUAAUGCCUUUAUGGAGAGGUGUAACGAUGUCCUGGAGCUCGUAGAAACAACACGACAUUUCCGCCUGCUUGCCGGAGCAGCGGAGAUCGGUGGAGCGGGAAACAUGAGCCUCGAUGCCCUCGUCAAGGAGAUCCACGAGAAAUACACACAGGCCAUGAAUGAAUUCUUCGAAGUAGUGGAUAAUGUGCUCAGUAUUGAUGGCUCACAAAACUUUGAACGGUCAUUCUUCAAGUUCAGGACCAUAGUCAAAUCUCUUGAGAAGCGUCUGGCAGAGAUCUUGCGCCUGUCAUACAACCAGUGCCCAACGGUAGAGGCCCAGCUCCGGCUGCUUGAAGUGUUUGAGGGAGUCAGUGGCAGGGAACUUGUACAGGCCCACUUGCAGGAUAAGGAUCGAGCCCUAGUGUUGGCAUUCAAUGCGGAGCUGAAUGAUGUUCGUCAGAUGUAUGCCGAGGGCCAUCUAGAGCCACCAGGUCAUGCAAACAUGCCACCCAUUGUCUCCAAACUCAUGUGGGUGCAUGCCCUCAAGGAGCGAAUCUCGCGCCCAAUGGACAAAAUGAAGCGUAUAAGCCCCCACUCCCUGGAAGGCGAUGCAGGCUACCAGAUGCGUGACAAUUACAACGAGGUUUACCGAGAACUGGAGGAAUUUGAGGCCAUAGUCACUCAGGAGUGGCAAAAAAAUAUCACUGCCGAGCUCACCAUGCGGCUGAAACAACCUCUCCUGAUAGCAGAAGAGUAUGAUGAAGACAUUGAGGUUCGUCCCCAGGUUGUGCACGUGAACUUGGACCCACAACUGCUUCUACUGCUCAAAGAAACACACUAUCUUGGACAAGAUCCCUUCAACAUAAAACUUCCUGAGACAGCCAAAGAGUUGUUGCGGAACAGCAACCCAUUUGAGCUGCGUGUGACAGCCACACGCCUUGAGACGAUCGUGUCCAAGUACAACACAAUCAUGCGCACCAUGACGCAGUUCGAGAAACCAUUGUUGGAGAGAAAACUGGCCAAAAUUGACAUACUGUUUGAACAAGGGUUACAGGAGUUCACAUGGAAAAUGAAGGAAUCAGCUGACUUCAUAGAACAAGCUAUGGCGCUUGUGUGUAUCGACGUUCACCAGAACCUGGACGUUGUCCAGACCAACUCUCACGAGAUUGCAGAGAUAACCAUCUCCUGGUCCAAGGGGACAUUGGACGUGUUUUCUGGAAGAGAUCCAACCAUGUCAUACUCCAUGGAAGAACUACUAGGAAUGCAAUCCCGGCUGACAGAAGAGCAUGAAAAUCUCGUAGUUCCCUCCGGCAACAAGAUCCACGCACUCGUGUUGGUCUCGUUCGAGGCUGUCCAGAUCUCCCAAGCUUCCCCUGCAUGGCAGGAUUUUAUCGACUACAUCGACGCGAUUGUGCUAGAUGGUCUUAAGCAAGCUACGCUGACCAGUCUGAAAACUAUGUUGAAUAAUUUGGUUCAGGCAAAUAUGGCUGAGGAUGAUGACUCCAUCAUCCCCAUCCUCACGAUUCGGCUCGAACUGAUCGACAAUCGCGUGGCAUUCCGACCACCACUGGAUCAGAAUACGUCGGUCAUCAGCGUACAGGAACUCGUCCUACAGUGGCUCGAUGGAUUCCUUGCCAGGGGAAAACUAGUCAAGAUGCUGGGGCCAAAGGGCACGUACCAGGACUACAUUUCUGCUGACGAGGAGGUGAAACAGCUGCUGGUGGACAUUAACAAACUUGUGGAGGAGAAUAGCGAGGAAUGCAAGAAACUGCUUGAGAUCUUCAGUGACUAUGCUUUCUUGUGGCUACAAGAUGUAAACAUCACGUUUGAGGAGUUUCUCCGAGGCAACUUGACACCCAACCCGCUCCGGAGCCCACACAGGAGCAUGGCUGGGGGGCUUAGACAGCAGAUGGCUGAGAGGUCACGAUCUGUCUCAAGAGUGUCAUCAGCCAGUAGUCAGCAUUCUGCCGGGUUCAUGGGUACAGCAGAGAGGACUUUCCUCACCCCAAAACACACCCACUCCAGCAUGCCCACAAACGUCCCAUCUCUGGAUGAGUUUGAUGCAGAGAUUGAAAUAUACAGGACUGCUCGUGAUGAGAUACAGAGCCUGGAAGACUUCCACAAUGUAGGCUGGUUGAGGGUGGACCUACAACCUAUUAAGCAGGUGCUCACAACAUAUGCUGCCAAGUGGAUGUGGACCUUCACCAAAUACCUCUCCGACCAGGUGACCCACAUGCUGCAGAAGUUGGAUGAUUUCUUGAAGCGUAUAGAGCCGGAGAUUGAGAGUAUUACCGGAGAGGAGCGUGAUACUGCCUCGUUUAUGAAGAUGAUGAGGCUCUUUAAUGAGGUAUCAGCCCAGCAAUCAGAGAUGGAUGGCAAGUUUGCGGCCAUGCACCGCACUGUGUUGCUGUUGAAGAAGUACGGCCAGAAGCUCCCCGACAUGACCCAGGCCCUGUUCAACGCGGCCCCAAGUCGCUGGAACAACUUGAAAACGAAGGUGUCCCUCGCCAAACAGAGGCUUGGUCCCAGGAUUCAGGAGGAGUCUGUCAGGAUCACACAGGACCUGGAGGCAUUUGGUCGUCGCGUUAAUGCCCUCAGCAAGGAGCUUGAAAACUCGGACGUGUACAACCGUGAAUGUUUGAUCGAUGAUGCUUGGAACAAGAUAGACAGUUUCUCCAAGAGGCUAAACAUCCUAGAAAAUGAAGCUCAGGAUUUGAUUGAGUUACAAGAGCUGCUGGAAGCCUCAGUUGUUGAUUUCAAUACCUUACCUACGUGCCGCCAUGAGCUGAACAACCUCAAGCAAGUCUGGGAAACUGUCAGAGUGAUUGACGACCAACAGGAGGAGUGGAAGCGCCAUCGCUGGCAGAAGAUGAAUACCAAGUUUCUGCGGGAAGAGACAAACAAGCAGUUGGAGAUCGUACGAGCACUACCGGAGGAUGUAUUUACUUGGGAUAUAUACAUGGGGCUGCACGAGAGCAUCACCAAUAUACAGGCCUGCCUGCCCCUUAUUGAUGAUCUGAGCAAUCCAGCAAUGAGGACACGCCACUGGAAACAGCUGGUUCGUGUGACGGGAGGAGUUUUCCAGAUUGAUAAUGAUACACUCAAGAGGAUGACUCUUGGGGAACUGCUUAGUCUUGGCCUUCAGCAGCAUGUUGAUGAUGUUCGUGCAAUCGUCCAGCGAGCAGUGAAGGACCUGUCCAUUGAGCAGUCCCUGAAAACGUAUGAGGAAGUCUGGCUGAGCAAGAUAUUCAUGUUCCAGGUCCACAUACGCAGCAAGUUGGAGAAUUCUGGGGACACCACUGUGCAUGACAAUCAAAGUGAAAUAUCCCAGAGUGAGGCUGACGGUCAAGGUCACAAGGCCGCGCCCAGUCGUAGCCAGGCCCGCACAACCAGUCGAGUUUCCAACCAGAGCUCUCACAGUAAAAACAAGAGGAGCAGUAUGGCAUCACUUCCGGCUUCCCUGCUUAAUCUAGGGGAUGCAAGGUUUUUGCUACAGGAGUCUGGUCACCACAUGCUUCUGGCCAACACAGAUCCCAUCUUUGAGGAGCUUGAAGGCCACCAGGUUGCUCUACAGGCAAUGCAGAGCAACAGUGCAGCUGGCUCAUUUUUGGAUGAAGUGGUGAAAUGGCAGAAGAGACUACAGACGAUUGAGGCUGUCCUUUCCACAUGGUUGGAGGUCCAGGAGAAAUGGGUGGAACUGGAAGAGGUGUACUCAAGUGCGGAUGUGCGUACAGCCCUGCCCCACGAUGCCAACAGGUUUGCGGUGGCCAACAGGGACGUCCGAUUGCUGAUGAGAGCAACGGAGAAGAACCCUAAUGUCCUGCAAUGUUGCUCAAGGAAAAACAUCCUGACCAUUUUGGAGCACACAAACCAUAGUUUGGAACACUGUCGCAAGUCACUUCUGAACCAUCUUGAGAGACGUAGACAGAUUUUCCCGAGAUUCUACUUCCUGUCUAUGGAGGAUGUGUUGCACAUUGUCUGCAAUGGUUAUGACCUGAGUCAAGUGAACAUGUACAUCAACAAGCUGUUUGAGAACAUUGGCAGUCUCAUCUACGAGGAGACAGAAGACAGUGACAAGUGUAACUUUGUCAUCACCGGCGUACAUAGCAACCUGGGGGAGAGGCUAGACUUCCAAACAUCUGUGUCAUGUGAUGGGCAGAUAGAGACAUGGCUGACCAGUUUCCUGGCUGGCCUGAAGGGGGCGCUACAGUUCCAGAUGGCCACAGCAAUGGGCACGGAGAAACCUGCGCCCAAAACUCGUCAGAUCAGGAGUGCAGGCUCGCGUAAAGUUACAGUCCCUGUGAAGGAGAGCCACUCUGCUACUAAGACUAAGGAGAAAGGACGGAGCAGCAGAGCGGGCAGCCUUGCUGGCAGUCUUGCAGGAAGUCUGGAUGGCAGAGGUCAACCAAAGGCCAAAGAACGCAAGGAGGGGAGCAGACCACAAUCAGUGACGGAACAGAUAUUCUCUGAUGGGAAUGAUGACCCCAAAAGUUCAUGGACACUGGAUCACGUAACAGAGAUCGUGUACCUUGCGACACAUGUGCAGAUGCUGGAACAGGUGGAAACAGCGCUCGUGGAGUUUGGCGAGGGCAAGGAUGAUGCACUGAAGAAUGUUCUCAAGAAGAUCAAUGACAGUAUAUCAGCCACAACCGUUCUGUUGAAAGGGAUUGAAGGAGAGAAAGAGAAGAAGGAGAAGAAAAAGAAACACAGGGAUGGAGAGUCGGAACUGCUGGAUGAUACAAACUCUCUAGCAGGUGCAGGUACCGGGGUAAGGAGCAGUAAUGCACCGUCCCUGGGGGCCUCAAGGAAGGGCUCUAUGUUUGACAUCACUGGCAUGGACACCACCCACUCACCCAUACCAGAGGAGGACGGGCCAUUAGACCAAUCCCUGGUGGAGCCUACCACUAUGGAACCAAUAGACACCAUGAACUUGGCCGCCAUGUCACUGCCCCCGAUGAAGAAGGACGAGGAGGAAGAGGCUAAGAUCGCGCAGGAGGUUGCGAAACUGGAGACAACUGAGAUGAGACUCAUGCUGUUCCCUUCACAGAUACACAAACUGUCCUGCCUACUGGCACUCCUGGCUCACCUCAGGGACUAUGUAGCAAGACUGCUCACCCUUGAUUCACCAUCCCCCAUCAACAGCCUGGAGUGGCGCUCCCAUCUACAGUACAAGUUCAAUAAGGACAACAAGGCAGUAACUGUCAAGACCUUGGAUGUCAACAUGGAGUAUGGUUACGAGUACCUGGGCUCAAGCCCGCGUGAGGUGAUCACACCCCAGACAGAGAGGUCGUUUGUGGCUCUCACCCAGGCCAUCAAUGCAUACAUGGGCACCAUGUGUGUAGGACCCAUUGACAGUGGAAAGUUUGAGCUUGUUCAGGAGUUGAGUUACAGUUUCGGCCAUGCCAUUUACAAGUUCAACUGUACCAAAUCCAUGGAUUACUGUGGCCUACAGGACAUAUUCCGUGGAAUGGCAUCGACAGGCUGCUGGAUAGCAUUCAAUAACCUCAACUGCUUAAACCCAUCCGUCCUAAGUGUGUUUGCUCAGCUGAUGUCCACAGUCCUAGAGGCUCUACGGGCUGGCAAGGCAGUUGUGCAGUUACAAUCGGACGAUAUUCAACUCAACCCCACAGGGGGGUGUUUUGCCUUUGUUGACAGUUGUAUGCCCGUGAAGGCAACCAACCCGGACAAACUGCUGAUAUUCCCAGCAGUGACAGCAACUCUACCAGACUAUGUAAUGAGACAGUUUAGGGUCAUCUCAGUGGCCAGGCCAGACCUGAAACUCUGUCUGGAGGUCAUGCUCUUCAGUCAAGGGUUUAUCAAUGGUUCUGAGCUUGCUGAGAAGACCAUGUGUCUGAGGGAACUAUCCUGUAAACUGCUGGGUACCAACACGUUCAUCACAGAAAACCUAGCUCUCGAGAAUGCAUGGACUGGCGUGGACAUCUCAGCCGGGUUCAAUGGUUGGAGCCUCAAGACAUUAAAGGGCGUUGUGGCGGAGGCCGGUGCUCACUUGGAGCAGCUUAGUGCCGAACUCAGCGAGGAUGGUGACACGGGAGAUGGGGGGAGUGUGGAAGAGGAUGAGGAAGAAGAGGAGGCAAAAGAAAUGGAGGACAACCCAGCUGAGAAGCUUCUUGAAGGUGGGAAGACGUUGAUGCUGGAAGAAAAGUCUGUCGUGAUUGCGCUGCGUGACACGUUCCUGCCACGCAUGGUCGGGCGUGAUGCGAGCGUGUUCACAACCCUCCUCAUGGAUGUUUGGCCAAAUGUUGACAUUCCAAUGGUGUUUGGCGGUGACGAGGAUUUGAUGGAGAAGUUGCCUGAGAGUAACUCACGACUGAGCUCUAAAAGCUCUAGCAGAGCUAGGACAGCCAAGAGUCAGAGCUCGACCAAAUCUAUGAAAGACAUGUAUCCGGGUAUCUAUGAAUCAAUCAACCUGAACACCCCUGUCGUGAACAUGGCAGCUGGUGACAGAUUCACAUAUAUAGACCCAAAUCAGAAACAGGUGCUUGAAGACAUCCAAGAUGCUAUCGCCGUGGCAACCGGUGACCUUGGCUUGCUGCCAGGGGUCGCAUUCCAGGCCAGGGUUGCUCAACUUGCGCAACUGAAUGCUGCCCACCAGACAAUAUUUGUGGUGGGGCCGGCGGGAUGCGGUAAGAGCGAGUGCAUCAAGACAUUCGCUGUAGCAGAGCGAGAGAGGGGAAAGACCAUCAGUGUGCAGACUGUCUUCUCCAAGGCCGUGGAGUCGGAGGAACUCAUGGGGCACUUUGAUCUAAAGUCAAAGGAGUGGAAAGAUGGCCUGUUUGCGUCGCUGCUGCGUAAGUUCUGUGUACAGCCCCCAAACAACAACUACAGCCACAAAGUGAAACCAGUCAUGAAAAUUAUGCAGCUGGACGGAGAGGCUGAUCCUGGCCAGUUGGAACUCCUACAAAGUGUUCUGAUGAAUUGUGGAAGUGUUGUUCUUGGCAACAACGAAAGAAUCACCGUACCAGACACACUGCGCUUCAUGUGGGAGCUUGAGUCGCUAUCGAACAUAAGUCCGGCAUUGCUAGCCAGUGUUGGAGUUAUGGUCAUGUCCCCGAACGACGUUGGCUGGCAACUCAUGCUUGUCCAGUGGCUUGAGAGACGACCAGACGUUGAUAAGGAUCUUCUUACUGGCUUCUGUGAUGUGUACAUCUACAAGACUAUCAACUUCCUUGCCGAGAGCACCAAGCCUCACAUGUUUGCCAGCAAAAAGUCAGGGCUGCCUCGCUACAAGAGAGUGAUCAGCCACACAGUGGAGAACAUGGUUGUCACCUUCACCAACCUGCUAGAUAGAUUACUUUUACCACUGACCAUGGUAAAUCCCUACCCAGACCUGAGUGAUGUAGAGUUUGAGCGUUAUUUCAACUUCGCUUGCAUCUGGGCGUUUGGCGGGACCCUAGCUGUUGAACAUCGGGAGUCGUUUAGUUUCUGGUGGCGUGAACAGUUCGAACAACAUAUCGACUACCCAGAUGAUGGAAUGGUAUUCGACUAUAUGGUUGACUCUGAGACGCACGAGUUUGUAAAGUGGUCAGACAUUUGUCCCCCAUACAGUGCCACACCUCACAUUGGCAUUCCCGCUGACGCCUUUGUACACAGCACACAGAUCGAACAGAUCAUGACAAUUCUUGGAUGUCUGACCGAUGCUGGAAGGUCUGUCCUGCUGGUGGGUGAAAAUGGUUGUGGAAAAACAGCACUCGUGAAUGAGAGAAUCCGAACUGUCUGCUCUGGAGAAGUGGCAGAAGUCUUGUCUCUCACUGUACAGGCUAACAGGUUCACAACGGCGCGCCUGCUGUAUGACCGUCUGGAUGAGAGGCUGGAAUGGAAGCAUGGACGUACAUAUGUUCCCAAGGGCAACAAGAGACUACUCUGCUUCAUCGAUGAUGUUAACCUCUCUAUGGUUGACCAAUGGGGAGAUCAGACAGCAAUCGAGUUGAUUCGCGAGCAUAUAGAUGACGGUGGAUUUUACAACCAGGACACGCAUGCCUGGCGUUACGUUAAGAACGUCACAUACGUGAGCACUGUUAACCCCAACACCACUGCCAACGUGCCGCAGCUUAGUCAGAGGUUUCUGAGACACUUUGCUGUGUUUGCUGUACCCUACCCACCGAACAAUGAGCUGCAGACAAUCUUCACAACUCUGAUGCACACGCACUUCAUCACCCCGGAGACAGCCCAGACCUCUAUUGGGGUUCACCAUAGCAACUAUGAUGAGAAGGCUAUUCAGCUUCAACAGGAGAUGGAGGAGAGAUUAAAGCAUAUUUUGACAACGGUCGUCCAGGUGACAAUAGAACUCCAGGAACGGCUGCGAUCCAUGUUCCUGCCCACCUCACAGCGAUGCCACUACAUCUUCACACUCAAGGAUCUCUCAUGCAUAUUCAAGAAUGUAUGCCUGUCCCUACAACCCAAUGUUGCCAAGAAGAACCUUCUGUUGCUAUGGCAACAUGAGUGUUACUGGGUGUAUGGACACAGGAUGGUGAACGACGUUGACAUAAGGCGAUUCCGACAGGCAUUCAACGUCUCUGUGAAGAAGGAAUUUGCGGAUGAUGAAAUGGUGCAGACCAUGAUUCGCACCAGACAGCCCCAGUUUAGUAACCUGAUUGAACAAGACAGUGGUAUAGUAACGGCGGGCAUGAUCGAUACACGUCACAGUACAAAAGUCUCGGAAGAGGAUGCCAAAACAGACAUGUUUAAGCCUUACAACAAUCUGGGUGAUGUGAAGGACCUGAUGAACAAAGGAGUUGAAGAGUAUAACAAGAUACAUCCUAGGAUUAAACUCUCUCUGUACAAGGUUGUGGUUGACCAAGUGUGCAGACUCGCACGCACUAUUGCCUCCCCUCAUGAGAACGCCAACUGUGUCCUUGUGGCUGAGGGCUCACCAGGUCAGUCAACAGUGGUGACCAAGCUAGCUGCUCACCUGUGUGGAUACACUGUGUACCAGAUCAACCCCAGCCCACUGGGGUCGUCUACAGAGUAUAAGAUGGACCAAUUCAAGGCUGACCUUGUGCAGGGAUACACAAGGGCAGGGGCAAAGGGUGAAAAGAUCCUUAUGCUCCUCCAUGAAGAAGAGCUUUUGGAAGAAGACUUCCUCGUGUUCUUGAUUGAGUUUAUUGCUGGGGGCUCGAUAAGUCACCUGUUUGUAUAUGAGGAGCAGACAACAAUCAUUAACUCCAUCAGAACUGAGGUGACGCAGGCAGGACUGACAUACACGAGGGAUGUGGCAUGGAACUUCUUCCUCAAGACUGUGCGUAACAACUUCCGUGUGUGCCUGAUAGCGGGUGACGGGGGUAAGAACUUCCAGCGUCGGUGUCGGGAGUACCCGGCCUUUACAAAGAGUGUAAACUUCAUCUGGUUCCCACACUGGUCCAAGACCCAGCUGGUGGAACAUUCCAUGUACCAUCUCACUGGUGUGCCAUGGAUGACUGACAUUCAGAGGGAGAACGUAGCUCAUAUGUUGGCCUCCAUGCACCUGGUAUUGAGACAGCAGGACGGCCAGGAAAGAGACUCCGGAGAGUACAGACAUAUCACCAACACCUCCUAUGAGAAGUUUGUGGAAAGAUUCAUCUCGAUAUCAAGCCAACGUCAGAAGACGUUAAAGAAGGACCACGAUGCAGUUGCUACGUCAUUACACCAGAUAAGACGGGAAAAUGAGGUGGCCGUGAAACUGAGGAAGAACCUCGAACACGAGAUGAUCGUCCUGGAAGAGAGAAAACAGGGCACGAUCAAGAUACUGUCCCAGAUUGGCCAGGACACGGCCAUCACAGAACAACAGGUGAAGGUCGUCAAGGCUCAGAUGGACAAGAUUGCCAAACUUAAGAAGUCCCUCCCUGAGUACCAGGUAGCCCAUGAGAGGGCCGUUUACAAGGCCAUAGCCAUUGUUGCAGACACCAAAAAAGUUGUCCAGAACAUCAACAUUGACAAACUACAUGAGCUUCGCGCCAUGCAGAAACCCAUCAUAGAUAUUGAAGACCUGAUGGCAGCCAUCAUCAUGAUAUUGAAGUCCCCAUCAGCUGACCUCACCUGGCAAAAGGGAGCUAAGAGGCAAAUGGCCAACAUUGAAAGAUUCAUAGAGGAGUUGAUGUCAUUUGAUGACCAGCAGCUGCCAGAGUCGACCUUGAUGCUUGUCGAGCCGUACCUGAAAAAGCCCACAUUUGAGCCUGAUACGCUGGAGAGGAAGACUGGGAACUCUGCUUGUGGGUCUCUGUGUAAAUGGGUCCGGGGAGUGGUCAGAUACCACCGGAUGAUGAUCUCGAAGGUAAAGCCUCUACAUCAGAAGGUUGAUGAGACAACUUCUGCUGUUGAUGACGCAGAACACAAAAUGUCAACCCUUGAGGGCAAGCGGAAGAGCCUUGAGGUCCGAUUAUCGGGACUUGCACGGGGCUUCGAGGAGGCAACAAUCGAUAAGAAUGAGCAGGAGGAGAAAACGAAAAAGAUGAAGAAAAUGUUGGAGACGGCCGCACAGCUGAGAAAGAUCCUGAAGGGUGAAAGGUUGCGAUGUCAGCAGAUCUACGACUCACAUGACCGGCGUAUGAUUUCCAUCCCUGGAGGCUGUGCAAUGGCAGCAGGAUUUGCAACUUACCUCGGACCAUAUCAUCAUAACUUCAGGAGGGUCAUGCUGACUGUCCAUUGGCCCAACUGCCUCCGAGAAAGAGGCAUUCCCCUAGUGAUAGAUUCAAUCGACGGUUUGAAGGGCCGGGUAAUCGACUGGUCCAUCAACUUCCUGAAGACUGCAUCUGGCGCCAGUCAGGUGUAUGAUGUAGACUACACUUCUGAAGUGCUGAAGGAGGAACUUGCAAAUGCAAAGGGGAGGGAGCUAGGAGAGAUAGCAGAGGAAGAUGAACAUCAACUGGAGAAGGGGGUAGAGGCAGAAAAACAGCCAGAAGAAGAUGGUGAAAAACCUGGGAGUGAGCCAAAACCACAGACUGCUGAGGCAGGUGAAAAACCUGGGUCCAAAGAGGAGGCCAAGGCUAAUGAGGAUGAAAAGGACCGGGAAUCCCCUGUUUUAGAGGAGAGACACCCCUCACAGGAAGGUGUGGCCCCACCAGACGGCAGUGAUAAUGAUGAGGACAGCCAGAGUCAGUACACACAGAGCACCACACCAAUGUUGUCAUCUUCCCAGUAUAACAAGUACAUCAAGUCUCUCAUCAAGCUACUUGUGGGGGAGAAUAUACUCAACAACUGGCUUAAACAAGACUUCGGCCCAAGGCAGAUAGAGAAUGCAUCCAUUCUAUGUUCAUCAUGGCAAACACCCCCGAUGUUAAUUGAUCCAAAUGGUGAGGGUGCCACAUGGCUCGGAAAACUCAACUCUCUUAUGAACAACCGGAAAUUGGUGUCUCUUGACAUGGAAACAAGGUCUGACCCACACGUGAUUCUGACCCUGGAGAAGGCCAUCAUGCGCGGAAAGCCAGUCCUACUGCAGAACUGCCGGGAACACAUCGAUAACAUCAUCACACCCCUCAUGCAUCAUCGUAACACUGCCAAUGAGGAUGACAAGAACGAAGAGCCACGAAUGAUCAAGUUUUGUGGUCGAAGGAUCCUGUGUCAUCAGGAUUUCAGGUUCUACCUAUCAACUGCACUGCCAAAGCCAAAGUUCAACCCCGAGGUUGCAUCCACCACAAAAAUCAUCAACUUUGGAGUCUCACACGAUACACUGACAGAGGACCUCUUGUCGAGAGCGUUUGCGAGGAUUCGACCUGACUUGUACAAAGAGAGGAUUCUUGCUCUGAAGAAUGUUGAGGUGGAGCAAAAGACACUUCAUCACCUGUCAAUCACUGUGAGGGACAAGGUUUUGACCAAUCAGGAGGCGAUUAUGGGGAGUGCCAAAGCUGUCAAGUUCAUUACAGACUUUACAAAUGCCAAAGUGGAUUUAUCGAAUCGCCUACAAGAAACCAUGACCCUGAUCGAAGACCUUGAAGGUCUUAAAGAUGAACUGUACCCGCUAGCUCGACGGGCGGCCAUGUUGUACGCUAUAUGCCGCAGCCUACAGAGCAUCCACAAUGAGUACCAGUUCUCGCUGGCCUACUUUAUCUCCCUGUUUGAUGAGGCUGUGGGAGGAGAACUGCCAGAAGAGUUCAACCAGGGAUCUGUUCCUGAUGAGGGUUAUGAGGAUGAUGAUGAUAGCAGUGUUGAUGGUGGUAAGAAGGGCCGUGUUGGAAGCUCCUCCUCGCACGGAUCUCGUGACGAUACAGGCGAGAAGGCCACAGACAAACAGACGUCUGCAACCAAACAAGACGGGCCACAGACUGCUGAACUGGAGGAUGGGAGCAAGCAGGAACCCACUGAAGAAUCAGCCAGCACAAGUGCGGCUCAAAAGCUGAUCGCAGGCACAGAGUCAGAGGAGUUACCUGCCCUUGAGAUUCCCCAGACCGCGCCCCUACCCUCAGAGGGUGUGGACUAUGCUAGCUUCUCAGCCAAUACCAUCAAGCAGCUCAUGGACAAACUGACUGGACUCGUGUACAGGAGGAUCAGAGAGAGCCUGUAUGAGGAUGAUUGCCUCUUGUUUGCCACGCUGCUGUGCCUUAACAUUCAAGCAGAGGGAGGGGAAAACUUCACCAAUGAGGAAAUGUCACUCCUUCUGCAAGGCAACCCAGGCCUUGGCAUGCAGCUGACCCUGGCUGACUUUGACUGUAAGGACGACCCCCCAGAGUGGCUCCCACAGGAGAAAUGGGAGGACAUCUUGGCCCUCUCAGUCCUGCCUGGCCCCCUAGACUCCCUUUGCGUCAACUUCGCCAUGAACUCAGACCCUUGGAAGUCCUGGUACAAGGGUGACUACCCAGAGAGGGAGCCCCUGCCUCUGUCCAUAUCUGGGGGUGGGGUAUCACUUGAGACAAGGCCUGGCUCUACAGAGAGUACCAAGAGUGAGAAGGAGCACUCCAAGUCUCCGGACCUCGGCCCGCUGUCAGAGUUCCACCAGCUGCUGCUGAUCAGGAUGCUGCGGCCGGACAGACUGCCUGUCGCCCUCGCCAAGUACAUCAACAAGUAUCUCACGCUCAACCUGCCAGACCAGAUAGAGUUCAACCUCCAAGACACACUAAAGGACUCGAAGCAGCACCUUGGAAUCCUGCUGUUGUUACCAGAAAGUCUGGAAAAGUCGACAUCCCAGCCUGUGACACACCUCCAGCUUACACACCCUCCAGUGGAUGUGCUGUACAAGUUGGCUAAGACUGUUGGGGUCAACAUUGAGCAUGUCCGUAUCGGUGAAGGCAGCGAAGUGCUUGUAGAAGAAGCCAUUGACACCGCUGAUAAGAACGAUGGCUGGGUCGUUAUAGAGGACCUCCACCUUGCUCCAGAGAAAUUCUUCAACCAGCUGAAGAAACACUUGGUCAGAGUGUUCCGGAGUCGGGAGAAACUGCGAGCGAAUAAUCCGGAGGAGAAGCAGAAGUCAUCCAAGUUCUGUGUGUGGAUUACAAGCGAGCCUUGUGAAAAAAUUCCCAACUACCUGAUACUCAAACUGCAUAAGGUUGCAUGGAACCACAUUACGAUGGAUGUGACCCAGCCAGACAUGUCGGAAGCCACCACAGACUCUGGCGAGGGGAGCAGUGAGCCGCCCCUGGCCAUCAAUUACAAGUCUCCACAGUCCUUCCUACAUACAGCCAUUGUGUCGACCAUGAAGCAAGUUCCCCCCAAGGUCUGGGAGGCCGUCUUGCAAGAAAGCCAGGCCAUCCGAAACAUCGCAUUUUCAAUCUCAAUCAUUCAAGCCAUGCUUGUUGCACGCCAGCUGUUUGGGGCCCAGGGGCUGAGUCAGUUCUACCCGUUCUCAAACGUGCAGACUGGCCAGGCAAUUACCCUCGUGUUAGGAAGGUUUUUGAGGCCUGCGGAUGAAGAGACAGGCGAGCCCGACAAGACUAUGCUUACACAGAUUAUUUCACAGGUGGUGUAUGAGAACACAGCCUUUAGUGAGUUUGACCAGGCCUACGUGGUGGCGCUGGUGAGGAGUGUGAUCCACAAUAUCUACACAGACUCCUCUGGUACCCUUGUACUGGGCACUGUUGCCAUUCCUACCCCACCCGCCAAUGUUGAGCCCAGUGAGUAUGCAUGGUGGUAUGAGAAGAAUGUAGACGAGGAGUUUACACUGGCCGCCCUACAGCUACACACCAGUGUCGAGAGGGAGGCUUGUGUCGCAAGCUCCACCAAGUUUAUCCAGAACAUGGACCACAUGUUUGAAACCCAGAAUAUGGAGGCGGGUGAAGUGUCCAUAACGCAGGAGAAUGAAGUAAAUGUCAAACAUCUCCGCUCCUCCCUCGACCUCUGUGUCGAGGAGUUACCCCCCUUGCUGGAGCUCGGGUCCGUGCCAGAGUCCACUCAAAACACGACGUACAAUUUCCCGUACCAUCGGCCCAGCGUGAUCAGUAUUGCUACGGCUUCCAGCACAUUCAUGCCUGAAACACUGGGUUAUGUACUAUUACAGGAGUGCCUAUGGCUGAACUCCCUCCUGUGCCACAUCCGCCAGCAGAUCAGCGAGCUACAGGACCGGCUUCUGAGCGGCCCUGAGGCCCUGCCACUCAACCACAUGGCUUCUGUACUCAGCCUCCAGGAGGAGCAUGUACCUGUCUCCUGGGUCCAUCCUAACUCACAGCCUAGUACACACUCACUGGUCUCCUGGCUAGAAGAUAUGAUGAAGAGAUACAACCAGUUGCACACUUUUGUAAAGUGUGGGAUGGUGCCGACAUUUACCGACGGAGUUAUUGGUGACAACCCGGUGAUUGGACAUGGUCACCUCAACAAACUAUGGCUUGGCGGUCUCGUCAAUCCAGAGGCUCUGCUGACUGCCCUCAAGCAGGAGAAGGCCGUCGUCAGCCAGUGUAGUCUUGAAGAUAUUGUGUUUGAGUGUGUGGUGUUGGACUCUGACAGUACAACCGACUAUGAUGUGGAUGAGGGAGGCCUGUUCAUCACAAAUGUUCACCUGCAGGGUGCCGCCUGGGACUACGAUAAUGACUGUCUGCAGGACGCUACUUCUGCCCUGUUCAACAUCCCGAGCAUCUACCUAAAGCCAGUGUUGAGAUCAGAGUCUCCAGACCAGGAAACCCAGGAGAAUAGGAACAAGAAGAUAUAUACAUGCCCCAUGUUCAUGAACAGGAGUCGACAGUACCAGGUAUCAGAGCUCCAGUUGAACUGCCCACCGCCUGUUGACACGUGGUACCUGGCGCGUGUGGCCCUUGUGCUGGAUGCAGGACUGCCAGAAGAUGGGGUGAAGAAAUCCCGCUCGUACCUGAUGAACCUGCGACCCCAGGCCAUAAUUCAAGAUGAACAGGAGCCUGAAGACGAGGAGUCCGAGGAAGAGCUUGAUGAAUUGGAACCUGAUGAUGAGUCUGAUGCGGAGGAGAUUGGAGGUCACUCAGAGCCAUCACAGCUCUCUUACAGACCAAUGAGUCCCAAGGCCCCGCCCCUCCCUCCAGGCCUGGGUCUCCUGCGUGAGCCUCCAAUGGCAGAAGAAGAACAAGGGUCUGCAAAGUCCAAGGGAGGAAAGAAUUCUCCUGCUAACAGAAAAACUCCCACCAGGAAAACCCCAUCUCGGACUCCACCAAAAACCACACCAAGAAAGACUCCAUCUCUCCCCACCUUCCCAGAAGGUGAACAAGAUGGCCAAAAAACACAGCCAAAGGGCCAGUCCCCUGUAGGUGCCAUGAAGACCCCUUCUCCCCCUGCAGGGCCCAGGAAAACCCCAUCUCCGAGGCAGACCUCAGCAGGACGCCUUUCCAGGAUCCAAAAACAGGGAUCAGCCUCAAAGGGGCGAACAUCACGGGGUUCCAAGAAGGAAUUUGAUGGGGAAGAGGAGAACAGGCCAUUCUCACAGGCGCAUGAGGAACCUGUCACUCAAGUGGAGGUGGAAAAUGGUGACGAGACAGGAGGGGAUCCAAACGUCCAACAACAGGGGUCCGUGGAUUCCCCUAGGUCAGGAAGAGCCGAGGUUUAGGUUGACUGAUUGUACAUAGUGGGGCUAUCAUACCCUGCAAGGUGGAUAUGAAAUUAACACUGUUUAGAGGAUAACUUGAAGUAUAUCCUUCAGAGCUGCUGAGUAAAGGAACAGACUAUGAUGCACUAUGAAAAUGGCAGAUUCUGUGAUAUUCAACAUCAGGAAUUGAAGGCUAAAUUGAAUAUCCAUGCUUUGUGUAAUGGAUUGGGCUCAAAUAUUACUGUAAUUUUUCUUUGUUUUGAGUGUGUUACAUAUCUAUUUGCACCUUGUUUAUGAAUUUUGACAUUGACUGAAAUGAUUGAAAGAGACAUUGAAAUCCAAAAAUUUAUAUUUGACUGCUAUUUUUGUAACCAAAUUUUAUGUUAUAUCCAUGUUUAAAUUGAUUGUUAUUAUUUAUUACAUGAAAAUGAAUCUAUGAGAAUUAUUUUAGCGUGCAUAUACAUGUUUGUAUGAAAAAAUAUACAGGGAAGUAUUAAACAUGUUUAACGUGAUAUUUAUCAUUGACUUCUGUGUUAUUAUAAUACAUUCAGUAUUUUAUGAUUUUUUGAUUUUACAAUGAAAAAUGCCAAGUUUUAUUUAUAUCAUGUUUCAAUGGUUUACUGAUAACAUGUACAAUUUUACUGUGCCUUUCAUCUUUAUGUUCCGUCCAGAGACUUGUUUAUAGAUCUGUUAUAUGUAUUUUCACUUUUUUGGCAAUAAAUGUUGAAAUGGUACUUUAAGUUGUAUUGUGUCAAAUCAUUUUAAAAAGUAUUUGUUUUAUACAACCAU